This is a messenger RNA of Rhizophagus irregularis DAOM 181602=DAOM 197198, 1359 nucleotides long. RefSeq lists its product as uncharacterized. The record is from RefSeq and is a predicted model, not a curated record. NCBI's taxonomy places the organism in Eukaryota, Fungi, Glomeromycota, Glomeromycetes, Glomerales, Glomeraceae.
CAAAACUUUCAUUAUUAUGUCCUUUUCAAAACCUAUCACUUUUCCUCCUUCGAAAAAUCCUCUGCUCGUAUCCCUGAAAACAUUUCACUCUGGAAGAUCUACGAAAUUAGACGUUCAAGAAGUUUCUUCAUUGAGUUAGCAGAUCGUAAUACAAACACCACUUAAAGAUACACACACAUGAACACUUCACCUAUUCGUUAUAAAUCAACAAGCAAAUACUCCAAUCACAAAUACCAAAUUAGUACCAGACUCUCACUUUUUUUCUUUACAAAAAGUUUUACCACGACGUACCCAACAAAAAUAUUUCAACCUAACACGCUCAAAAUUAUUGGACCGUAUCAUCUCACAUGCAGUCAGCGAUUCAAAUAGAAAUAUAUCAACGUGAAUUUUUUUUUAAUUUCUCUUACAAUUGUUAUCGAUUUUAUUUCGGAAUUUAUGUUCCUUGCAACACUUAUAUGAUAUCCACCCCAAGCCCAUUUAUAAUGUCACAUGAUAGACGUGCUUGCGUUAAACAUCAAAAACAUUUUUUCAAGUAUCGUAUAUUUAAAGAUAUCAAAGUUACUUCGACUACAUAAUCACAUCCGAACAACAAGAUUUUUCAUGCAAACAAAUUGUUCAAUACUUGGCGCUCACAUACUGAAAAACGAAUUUAUUCGCGACGCUUGGGCGUGGAAUAUAGUGUCAAAUAUCAAGCGAAUGGUCAUUAAAAUGUAUUCACUCAUGGCAACCGGUUUAUGUAUAGGAAGAAAUUUAUCAAUUUUAAACAUAUUUAUAGUAAUAAUGCACGUACUCGACGCAAACAAUACCAAAGAUUCCAACGCCAGUGUAAAAGAAUUUUUAAACUCGGGGAACCCUAACGCACCUGAUACUCUUGAAGAUAAAUUAAUCAUGGCGAAGAUGCAUCGUUUCCUUUUCCUUGAAUCACAAUAUAUAGAUAAACCCAUUAAACAUCUGAAAUAUUCCAAAAAGACUAGUUACCGGAUGCUCAGGAUUAUCAAUACCUGGUUCCUAUUUUUUCUUUUAGCAUACAGGCGCGUAAACGCAUUCAAUAUAGCUACACCUGAGGCUUCUACCACUACACCUGCUUCUACAUCUGAGAUAAUUGCUAUUGUCUUUAAUCCUAAUGAGAAUAUGAGACCGGAUCUUCUUCACCGAUUCACACAGUUGAGUAUUUUUGUACCAAACCGUCUUCGUCCUUACAUUCCAUCACAACCUAUUUACUCACCCGAAGAUGCAAUAUAUUACGCUCCCAGUUCUACUGGUUGGUUCAAAUAUCUUGAAAAAAAAGUAAAAUCUGCAGCGAAAGCUGCCAUUAAUCAGCAAGAACGUAAAGCAGAUCUAAUCAAACAAAUCGAAUAA